This is a messenger RNA of Paramecium octaurelia, 483 nucleotides long. The record is from the annotation of a GenBank genome assembly. NCBI's taxonomy places the organism in Eukaryota, Ciliophora, Oligohymenophorea, Peniculida, Parameciidae.
AUUAAUUCUAGAAUUGAGACGAAUUUGUGAAUGUCAUUAUGUAUCAAUAUUGAUUAAAAGAAGAUGAUUUAUUAAUAUUGGCACAUAAUUUAGAAAAUAUCACCCAUCUUGAGAGAGUUUCGAGUACCCUAAUUUAUAAUGAUGAACAAAAUUUUAUUUAAUUAACUGCCACACUUAGUUAUUGGUAAUUGCUAAAAGUCUUCAUUUUAAAGCGUUUUAAUAUCAUUUUGAAUUGCAACAUCUUUAUUGAAUGAUGAGAUAGUUGUUCUCAAUAUUACUUGAUUCCAUAAAUACUUUUUUUUGUAUUUGGUUAAAAUUUGAUUCGAAUUCCAAAAAGCUGAUAGAGAUUGAAAAAAAAUGAUCAAAAAAUUAAUUUGAAAGAAAUGGCAGACAAGUAUGAAUUGCUUUCAAUUAGUUGUCCUCUAAAUUAUCUAAUAAAUUGCAUGUAGAAAUAGAUUCUUUUCCAAAACUUUACAAAACCAC